AUGGAGGAUUAUGAAACCGUGGCAUUGGCAGAAGAGUGUAGUACAAUUAUUCAAAAGAAACUUCCUCAAAAGUUAAGAGAUUCGGGUAGCUUCACUAUACCUUGUACCAUUGGGAACUUUCAUUAUGAGAGGAAUUUAUGUGAUUUGGGUGCAAGCAUUAAUUUAAUGCCACUGUCUGUAUUUAGAAGACUUGGUUUGGGGGAAGCUAGACCCGUUACUGUUACUCUUCAAUUGGUUGACCGUUCAUUAACACACCCCCGAUGUAUUAUAGAGGAUGUUCUAGUAAAGGUAGAUAAAUUCAUCUUCCCAGCGGAUUUUAUUGUUUUAGAUAUGGAGGAAGAUGAGGACAAGCCUAUUAUAUUGGGAAGACCAUUUUUAUCUACAGGGCAAGCUCUGAUAGAUGUCCAGAAGGGUGAGUUAAGGCUCAGAGUACAAGGUGAUGAGGUAGUUUUUAAUGUUUUUAAAGCCUUGAAAUAUCCUUCAACUAGUGACAGUUGUUUCAAUAUUAGUGUAUUGGAGGAACAAGAGGAAGGGAUCAAGUCUAUUGAGGAUCCACUUGAGUUGAGUUUCUUUGCAAGUUCAGAAGAGUGUGAUGGUACUGAAACCAAUGAAUAUGUUAAGUGGUUGAACUCAUCGGGGAAAAUUUAUAAAAAGAAAUAUGAGGAAUUGGGGCAAGUGCCUGAGAGACCUCUCCCAUCUAUUGAGAAGCCACCAGUUCUUGAGAUAAAGACAUUGCUUGAUCACCUUAGGUAUGCAUAUUUGGUGUUGUCUUUGUUGUUAGAAUUUAGGUUCGUUUUGAGUCUUUUGUUCGAGGGCGAGCAAAGAGUAGGUGCUAUGAAUCAUGAGUUAAAUGUGAAAAGAAGAAGAAAUGGUGGAUAA
Molecule: messenger RNA, 879 nt
Organism: Humulus lupulus (European hop)
Lineage: Eukaryota; Viridiplantae; Streptophyta; Magnoliopsida; Rosales; Cannabaceae
Exons: 3
Coding region: 1-879 (292 amino acids)
Source: RefSeq, a predicted model, not a curated record